AUGCCAGACACUCUCGCUGAUUCCGAACCAAUUGCCGUAGCGAGCGGCAGGCAAACCUAUCCUGACGUUUGGCUGGCCGAAUGGUUAGGAACCAACCUACCCGAUGCGGAGAUGGGCUCCGACGAUGCCGCUCUCGCAAUCGUCAAUCGAAAGGUUCUUCGGCAGAACCAGAAUGUUUCCGGAAGCCUUUCUGUACCUGGUCGUCAAGUCUGGUCCAGGUCUGGCCUCUCUCUCGCUCCCAAGCUCCCAAGCUCUCCCAAGAACCAAGGCUCCCCUCUUCCUCGAUCAUCAUUCCCCCCUUUCAGGUACUGUACCGUUACCUUGAUGGUGUACAAUAGCGGCGGUACCUGCAUAAAGAACUUUUUCAUCAUAUAUUUUCUCUCCCUGGCUCCCAAGGCUCUCUGUCAGGUAUUGGGUCCUUCCAAGGUUCGACGUCUCGUUCUCCGGCCGGGAUUGCCCUAUCACGUAACAUAUAUCGGCCAUGUGUGCUUUCGGAUGUACCUGACUGAGGUGGAAGAGGCAAGGCCCGUCCCGGCUGGCUGGUUUGGUUUGGUUGGCUGGUUGAUGGCCAUCUUACCUACAGGUAGUAUCUGGGUCGCAGGUAUAUUGCCUCCCCGAGACCAGACCGAGGCUCGCGAGGGUUCGCCAUUCGCCAGCUUCCAUUGGAACCUGCAGCUGGCGGUCGUGGACAGCUUUGUUCUGCCAACAAGACGUUGA
Messenger RNA from Neurospora tetraspora, 717 nucleotides. RefSeq lists its product as uncharacterized. NCBI's taxonomy places the organism in Eukaryota, Fungi, Ascomycota, Sordariomycetes, Sordariales, Sordariaceae. The transcript is spliced from 4 exons. The record is from RefSeq and is a predicted model, not a curated record. Bases 1 to 717 code for a protein of 238 amino acids.